Messenger RNA from Prorocentrum cordatum, 2380 nucleotides. NCBI's taxonomy places the organism in Eukaryota, Dinophyceae, Prorocentrales, Prorocentraceae. The record is from the annotation of a GenBank genome assembly.
GCUGGUACCUGGAAGCGCCACGUCCAGGUAUGUGGCCAGCCCCCCAUCUGAGAGGAUCUUACAAGGUAGUUGAAACCUCGCGGGGAAAAACACCUGCUGCCUCCCCCCCAGCGAUGACGACGCCGACGUGGAGCGAAGGAGCUCCAGGGAAACUCGGAGGAGGGCGACAACGACCAGCACCUGCAGGCCGCCUCCAGCAUGGCGCCCGACGACCCGGUGAUGGGCCCGAACGACCGGGCGACGAUGGUGCCGGGCUUCCGCGAGGUGCCCAAGACAGGUGUCAUCUACGUGAUGGACCAGGCGGCCCAGGCCGGCUACUCCGCCGCGACGGCCAGCGAAUGGGCGAACCUGGGGCAGGGGUCCCCGGAGACGACAUCGCCGACCAUGUGGCCCACGAACGUCCGCAAGCGGCUGACCGAGCUGGUGGAGAAGGGGAAAAUCAGUUCGGAGGCCGGGCCCUGGAGCCUGGACUCGCUGGAGAUCAACGAGGAGAACCUGCACUACGGCAGCGUCAACGGGGACCUCGCCCUGCGCAGGGCCGUCGCCAAGCUCUACAACGACAUGUACAGGCGCGGCAAGAGCUCGCAGUACACCGCCGAGAACGUUGCCAUCGUCGGCGGCGGGCGCCUUGCGCUCACGCGCCUGUGCUGCGCGAUGGGCGACACCAACCUGGGCCACUUCCUGCCGGACUACACUGCCUACGCCGAGCUGCUCGCCCAGUGGAAGGGCAUCAAUUCCAUACCCAUCCUGCUGGACCCCGAGAACAACUUCCGCAUCACGCUCCGCGAGCUCAAGCGGGAGAUCGUGGGCCGUGGCCUCUCGGUGCUGCUGAUGUCCAACCCGUGCAACCCCACGGGGCAGCUGGUCGAGGGCGAGGAGCUGAAGAGCUGGGUGAAGAUCUGCCGCGACACGCAGUGCACGCUGGUCCUGGACGAGAUCUACUCGCGCUACAUCUACACGCAGCGGAUGGCGCCCACGGACGCCCACUGGCGAAUGGUCUCCGCGGCGCAGUUCGUCGAGGACGUGAACUCCGAUCCCGUGGUGAUCCUGGACGGCUUGACAAAGUGCUGGCGGAUGCCAGGUCUGCGUGUCUGCUGGAUCGUGGCGCCACGCAGCGUCAUCAACUCAGUGGGCGCCGCGGGCUCGUUCCUGGACGGCGGCGCGUCGCUGCCCACGCAGCGGAGCUGCGUGCCGCUGCUAAGUCAGAAGGCUGUCAUCGAGCAGACGAUCAUGCUUCAGGCGCUCUUCAGCCACAAGCGGGACUUCGUGCUGCGGCGGCUGCAGCGCCUGGCGGCGCCCGUGGACUUCGGCCUGGGGGAGGGCCGCUUCGAGGCGGCCGGCGGCGGCGGCGUGCUCUGGCAGGGCUCGCCGCUGCCCCCCGCCGCGCUGCGGGCCUGCCUGGAGCGCAACGUCGCCUACCGCGUGGAGGCCGAUCUGCCCCUUGGCGGGGGCGACGCUGCUGGCGGCGGCCUGCGAGCGGCGGCCGCCACGCCGCUGUUCAACGCGGGCGUUGACGCGGGGGAGCAGGCGCGCCCGCCCGGGCCGGCCGCGGCGGCGUCGGUGGUGCCCAUCAAGGUGGCCGAGCCAGAGGAGCCCGCGGCGGAGACGACGCCUGCGCGGAUGAGCCCGCCGCCCGCGCCGGCGGCGGGCCUGGCGGACUGCGUGGGCCCCGUGCUGUGGAUCGACAGCAUGAAGAUGCACAUAUCGCAGGGCACGGCUGACACGAGGAACUUCUCCCGGCUCCUCGCUCGCGCCAGCCGCCCGAGGCCGUCGGAGCGGCCCGGCUUCUGGGCCGGCGGGCGCCCCUGGGCCGCUCUGGACGUCUUCCACGGCCUGGGCGUGUCCACGGACGAUCGGGGUGCCUCCGCCUGGGGGCGGCUCGCGUCGUGGCGUUCGAGGAAGCCGGAGCACGCGGACGCGAAGCGCUUCGCCUCGCUGCUGCCCUCGCCGUCGGUGCUGUCCGCGCCGGCCGACGACCGGCGGGCCUGCGUGCUGCUGUGCGACGCGGUGGGGCCCGCGGCCUGCGGGAGGCGGCCGGAGCUGUUCCGGCUGCUGGCCGAGGAGCCAUCCGCGAAGGGGCCCUUCGACGCCGCCAUCCUGGACCCUCCCAAGAGCAGCGCCGUGAUGGAGGUGGUCUACGGCCGGCGCUUCCUGGCGCGGCUGGCGGAGCACCUCCUUCCCAACGCGGUGGUGUCCUGCUACGCGCCCGACUGGCCCCCGUGGAACCCAGAGGAGGGCAGCCGCCGCAAGGUCAUGAAGGCCGCGGCGCUGGCCGCGGCGGCACGGAAGCCGCUGCCAGAGGUGGGGGCGCAGGUGUCGCGGGGCGGGCGCGUCGUGCGCCGGCCGUGCCAGAGCUGGAUGCGGCACUUCCUCCCGGGCA